CCCACGCGCCGCCGUGCAGGUAGCUGGUUCGCGGCCCCCUGCCCCGGGUGGGCCCCUGUGAGGGUCAUCCCCGAGGAAGAAAUGGCUGAGCACAACCUUCUUGCUAUUCGAGUCAUGGUAACCAGCGAUGCGAGCAGCUCUGAGCUGGAGCCCGAUGUCAGUGGCGACUGGUCGAGCUCAGAGGUGGGCGAAGGGCCCACGGCCCCUGUGAGCCCCACGAGAAAGGGGGCCAUGCUGGCUGGCAGCUCGGCUGCGGCAGAGGAAAGCCGGAAAACAUCCAAAGUCACCGAUGCACUACAGAGAGCCAACAGUUUUCAUUCCUCUGCAUUAAAUAAGUAUCAGAAUUGGAGAAGAAAAAUCCAAACGAAUUUUCCUCUACUGUCUAGCAAGAAAACUGGGCUGCAUUUGAAGGAGAGCUUGGCCAGCUGUGAAAGUGCUCUCAGAGAUGAUCACUCCCAAACACAGUUGGCUUCUUACAAGAAAACACCGGAAGUUACAAGAGGGCAUUUCAAGCCCUACAGCCCAGUAUUUCAAAGAAAAGAAAAAGCCAAAGAGAUGCCUGAAGAUAUUCGUCUCUAUGUGCCUCAUUGUCCAUUUCAGGGAAGUGCGAGAUGUUCUUCACUGACACCUCCUGGGAAUGAGACACUGGCUGCUGAUUUUUCUGAGCCUGAAGAUAUAGAUGGUGAUGCUGGGAAACACACAGCCCAGGACUGGAAUGAAAAAACCCAGGAAUAUACCUCUGAACCAGAAGAUUUUAAUAGGAAAGCAAAAGUGCUGUCAUUUGCAGAUUUGGAAGAAAAAAAUGAGAAAAGUACAAGGCACCCAAAAGAAAAGCUUGAGCAAGAAUUAAAGGAUGCAAAAAGGAGGAUAACUAGGAGGUUGACACUUUGCGCAGAACAGCAACCCAUGUUACAUGAUUCAAACGGGGCAGACUUGGGUGGAGCCAGUCUAGGGUAUCAACACAGAAGAGCGAUGGGGAUUUCAGAGGAGAAGGAUGCUGCCAGGAGAAAAGAUGUGUUCAAACCAUCUGGUUGUCCUGUGCCUCUUUCACUUGCAAAUGGUGCUCUGCUAGCUUUGCCAGGUGACACGAAAGGUGCUCGGGGGAGCCUGGAUGCAGCUGCCAAAGAACACGUGGCCUGCCAGCCUAGAUCACCACUGAGACUGAUUGCCAACGCCAUAAGGAGGUCCAUUCUGGAGCCCCUAACCUCUCCCCCAGAAGGGCUAAAGCAGAACUCAGGCAGCAAAGCCAAAGCCUCGCCAGAACAAGCUUUCUUCACCUUCCCUAAUACUCUUGGCCGUUCCCUAACCCAGAGGAACAAUAAUAGAGAUAAUAACAUGCAGCUGCAGGAGCUUAAAGUAGGGGAGCAGGCAGGAAAAUAUUUAGGACAUGGGAACCCAAAUCCAUUUCAUUCUUCUGUUGUCUCUAAAGAGAUAUCUCCAAGGGAUUACACCGAGGAGGCAACCUUUCCAGUCUACAGCCCUCACACCAUGCCUUCCAUGAUGGCGAGUAAACCUCAGAAAUCACCUUGCGCUGCUAGGAUGGAGGAUGUCCCAGGACUUCUGGAAAAGUUUACCUUUCAAGAGACUCCUCCAAGGGCUCCUGUGGAUGACCUCUUUGUUUAUAAUGAAAAAUACCUCCUUGUUUCAGCCCCAGAACCCAAUAACACCACCUCCAAAGACAACCUGGAUGCUUCUGCACAGAAGAAUACUCUUGGGACGUUCUUUGAAAGAUUGAGAAGUAAAGUCAAUGAAAGAGAAGGGAAUUCCUUCAUGCCAUCUAUGCCUUUCACUAAGGACCUUUCUCCAGAGGACAGACUAAAUUAUCCUUCCACAGGCUCUGAACACCUACCUGUCAGAAGACAAACUGAUGAGUAUUCUUCUUCUUCCUCAGAUGAUGAAUUUGAAUCCAAGUUUUCAUUAACACACAAGGCAAAAAGGAGUCUUAGAAGGAAAAGGAAGCUGGAGAAGGAGACAAAGCAAUUGAUUAAACAAGAGGAGCUGAAGAGGCUUCACAAAGCGCAGGCAAUCCAGCGCCAGCUAGAAGAAUUGGAGGAAAGGCAAAGAGCUCUAGAGAUUUUUGGUGUUAAACUGGAGCGAGAACUAAGAGGAGAAUCAGAUUCAGGCACACAGGAUGAAACUCAGAUGCUGCAUGAAUGGUUUGAGCUGGUCCUGGAGAAGAAUAAAUUAAUGCAUUAUGAAUCUGAGCUCUUGAUUAUAGCCCAAGAACUAGAACUGGAGGACCACCAGAGCAGGCUGGAGCAGAAGCUGAGGGAGAAAAUGGCCAUCGACGACAGCCUUAAAGAUGAGAUGGAUCUGAAUGAGGAAGACGAAAUUUUUACUGAGAUGAUGAAGGUGGUUGAACGAAGGGACAAACUCGUGUCUACUUUAGAGGAACAGAGAGUGAAAGAAAAAGCAGAAGACCAGCACUUUGAAAACUUUAUAUUAUCUAGAGGCUAUCAGCUGAGCAGGAUUUAAACAGCCACAUGUGAAUAAAUGGAGUUUCAGCAAUAUUCAUGAUCAUGGAAAUUUCCAGUCUUCUGGAAAAUGAAGGAAUUCAAAUUUAAAAUCAGUUUAUUUGGAAAACAUGCUGUUUUGUUAUCAAAAGCUUUUAAGUAGUUUCUUUGCUCCCACUGGAGUGAGUCUAGCCCCACAGAGAAGUUACAGCAAUAACUAUCUACACCUUGCUAUCAACUUAAAGGGUCACAAGGAUAAAGAAUGGGAUUGAAUUCACCUAUCUGGGCAUCAUGUUCUGUGAAAGUGAAAUAGCAGCUCUGUUGUCCUGGAAUUUUAUUUUAUUCCUGAGAAUAGAGUUCCCUAGAAACAUGAUGACGUGAUUUGGCAUUUUUGCGAUUGCAUUAUUUUCCAUCCGUUUAGCUGAAUCUGUAUGUGAUUUUGGUAAUGUUUUGGCACAGCUGAGCAACAGUCAACUAUUUAAAGGCAAUAAAGCAAGAAUCUCACACAAAAAUAGGUUAGUUUUUAUUUCUGGUGGAGGAAGGAUCUUUUGAAUAAUUACAUAUAUUAUAAGUAAUCAUUAUAACUACUGUAAAUGCAAUGUCAGAAAUUAGGUUUUUCUAGACAUUUGUAAGUUUUAGUGCACUGUAUAUUUUUGAACAAGAAUUUAAUGCAAUAUUAAAUCCCUACAUGUUGGAAAAUGGUAAGAGAAUAUCAAAGAGGUGACUCCCCUUAAAAGACUGUUAAAAGCUCAGAAAAGCUCUCUGUAUGUUACAGAUUAAGGUCGUCCCUAAAAUAUACCGAAUAAUGUUUUAAAAAUAGCAAUCCAGAACUGAUUAGUAUUUAUAGGGUAUGCUUUACAGUUGGCAUGCUUGGUAAAAUGCAUCACAGAUAGUAUCGUAGGGUACCAUGAGUGGUGUAGCAGUUAGAGACUGCUCCAAGAGACAAUAAUUGCACAAAAGCAUGGCUGAAAAUGCUGAAUUUUGUAAUGCCAGCACUGACAGAAAAUGUUGUGGUUAUAUUUAAACUAUAUUUAUAUUGCUGCUCAAGAGGAAUGUACACUUAUAUUUUUCAGAAUCAUUGUAUUUUGAUUUUUUUUAACUUAAAGGAAAUAUCUCAUCUCUUUGUACAUGCAUUUAUAGCCUUUGGCAUAGCAGAUGUGCAAAACUUCUCCUUACUAUUCCGCAUAUUUUAAGUGCUUUCUUAAAUCUGAGAUAAUUCUGCAAUUUAAGAUUGGUAGCGUUCCCAACUGAAUGUAUGAUCCACUACAUUUUCAA
This is a messenger RNA of Struthio camelus australis, 3728 nucleotides long. The record is from RefSeq and is a predicted model, not a curated record. NCBI's taxonomy places the organism in Eukaryota, Metazoa, Chordata, Aves, Struthioniformes, Struthionidae.